CCAUGCUUACUAUGGCUGGUUUCAUUGAAUAUUUAGAAAAGCGUGCUAUAGCGCUCGAAGAUAGUCAUCAAAAUAAACAUAGUACCUACUAUGAUGGUACCAACAAACAUUUAAAUAAUAAAAGUACUUGCUAUGAAGGUACUCAUAAAUCAAUACCUAAGGUCACAAAUGUGGUAUCGAAGUCGUUGCCGCCCUGUAGGUAUUGUGCUAAUAAAGACCAUCAGAUAUAUAACUGUCCCAUAUUUAAAAUGUUACCUACAGCUCAAAGGCAAUCUUAUGUAAAUGAAAAGCAAAUGUGUAAUGUAUGCCUUAAUAAUCAUGAUGGUAAAUGUAAAUUUAGUUUUAAAUGUAAAAUGUGUAAACAGGGCCACAACACAUUGCUGCAUCAGGAGCACAAUGUGAAUGUGGACAAGCCCAGGACAAAUAAUGAUGACAGUCAGCAGCCACUAUCAUCUGAUACUGGGUUGCAUAAAAACUGAAAAUGGACCGGUAUUCCAGAAUACCAUGUUAGGAUAUAUUGUCGGAGGAAGUAUUCCUGAAAAAGGACACCACUGCGUGUUCAAUCCGUCAAGUCGAACCUCACAUCAUCGUGUGGUCUUUGAUGGAUCGAUGAGAUCUAGAAAUGGGACAUCGCUGAAUCAAGUCAUGCUGAACGGACCUGUUGUACAGAGUGAGCUCUUUGACAUUCUUAUUUUGUUCAGGACUUAUCCAUUUAUUUUAACUUGUGAUAUUCAAAAGAUGUUUCGCAAUGUUUUUAUAAAUGAACAUCAAUGCGGACUUCAAAACAUUUUAUGGCGCGAUUCGCCCAAAGACCCUAUCAACUGCUUGCAGCUUCAAACUGUUACAUACGGUUUAAAAUCAAGCACAUUUUUAGCUACAAGAGCUUUAAAGGAGCUAGAAAAUAUGCAUAAGGACCAGUUUCCUUUGGCCGCUCAGGCUAUUUAUAAAAAUACAUUUGUUGAUGAUGUGCUGACUGGUGCUGAUGAUGUGGAGACACUUCAGGAGCUGAAAAGGCAAAUUGUGGAGCUUCUAAAAUUAGGUAGUUUCUCAUUACAUAAAUGGUGUUCGAACCAUGCUCCAGUUUUGAGCGAUAUACCAGUUGAGCACAGACAAAUUGAUAGUGUAGAGAUAGCUUUAUAG
This is a messenger RNA of Cydia pomonella (codling moth), 1140 nucleotides long. RefSeq lists its product as uncharacterized. The coding region runs from base 403 to 1140 and encodes 245 amino acids. NCBI's taxonomy places the organism in Eukaryota, Metazoa, Arthropoda, Insecta, Lepidoptera, Tortricidae. The record is from RefSeq and is a predicted model, not a curated record. The transcript is spliced from 4 exons.